Triplophysa rosa is the source of this 5246-nucleotide messenger RNA. RefSeq names its product RHO family interacting cell polarization regulator 2 (gene ripor2). The coding region runs from base 244 to 3402 and encodes 1052 amino acids. The transcript is spliced from 23 exons. NCBI's taxonomy places the organism in Eukaryota, Metazoa, Chordata, Actinopteri, Cypriniformes, Nemacheilidae. The record is from RefSeq and is a predicted model, not a curated record.
AUAUUGAUUCCUUGCUGUCGUGAUGGACGGUAUCACUCGGGGAGCUUAAUAUACUGUCAUUCAACGUUUUAUCUUGAAGUAGUUUUGUUGUGCGCACAUCAGUAAUCGAGCACAAAUUAGCCAGUGGGAGAUGUAGUGAUGUUUUGUUCGCAUAGAUGGAAGUGCGCCACAACUCGAUUAAAUAACGUUCACUUGGAAUAAGUUGUCUCUCUCAGCGGAGUGUCAUCCCGCUUCCCAGACAUCAUGGCUGCUGGCACUCACUCUCCUGGAGGGCCCAAUGGAAUCAUCCGGAGUCAGUCGUUUGCUGGAUUCAGCACCCUGCAGGAGAGACGCUCACGGUGUAACUCCUUCAUUGGAAACUCAGCCGUGCAGAAGAAGCCCAUCUCAAAGCCCAGGAAGCCCCAUCUGUCCGGCCACAAGUCCAGCAGCAGCAGCAGCUCACGAGAUCCACAGCCCAAAAGAGUGGAAGAAGUUUACGGAGCCCUCAAACAAGGCCUGGAUGAGUAUCUGGAGGUGCAUCAGACGGAGUUGGAGAAACUCACCUCCCUCAUGAAGGACAUGAAGAGGAACUCUAGGCUGGGUGUGCUGUAUGAUCUGGACAAGCAAAUUAAGACUAUAGAGCGAUACAUGCGACGACUGGAGUUCCACAUGAGCAAGGUUGAUGAGCUGUAUGAGGGUUUCUGCAUUCAGAGGCGGUUGCGUGACGGCGCUUGUAAGAUGAAACAGGCCUUCACGGCUUCUCCCUCCACCAAAGGCACACGUGAGAGCUUGGCCGAGGUCAGCCGCAGAUAUAAAGAGUAUACUGAGAACAUGAGCACCUUUGAGGCCGAGCUGGAGAACCUGCUGGGAGAGUUUCAUAUCAAAAUGAAAGGAUUGGCUGGUUUUGCCAGGCUUUGUCCCGGUGAUCAAUAUGAGAUUUUCAUGAGAUACGGUCGACAGCGGUGGAAGUUGAAGGGAAAGAUCGAAGCAAACUCAAAGCAGAGCUGGGAUGGAGAAGAGAUGGUUUUCACGCCCCUCAUUACAGAUCUCAUCAACAUCAAGGUGACGGAGUUGAAGGGCUUGGCUACCCAUAUUCUUGUGGGCAGUGUGAUCUGUGAAACCAAGGACCUUUUCACCGCAAUGCCUCAAGUGGUAGCUGUGGACGUCAAUGACCUGGGUACCAUUAAACUAAACCUGGAGGUCGCCUGGUUUCCAUUUGAUGUCGAGGAUCUUGCCCUGUCCUCUGGAAACAUAAGCAAGGCCACCGCCCUGCAGCGACGGGUGUCUGUGUAUAGCCAGGGAACACCCGAGACGCCCACUUUCCAGGACACCUCUUUCUUUAAGUGGCAGCCGCGGCGGUGGCAGGGCCAGCGGCUCUCGUUCUUGCACGCGCUCCGAGAAACGCUCAUAGAGAAACUAAGACGCAGUCGCUCUUUUGGCGACCUGGCAGUCCUGCGACCUCGCUCAAGGUCCAGUCUGGAAGUAUAUUCAACUUUACCGGAUGACGACUUCGAGAAUGGAGGCUGCGGUGUGGCGGAGUGCAAACGUCUGUCCUUCACCUUUUCAGACACGCCCACCCCAAGCCCCGCCCCCACCCAGUCAAAUCCUGAGAUCAUGGUUACUCCCCCUGAGACUGAGCCGCCCUCUCAGCCUGCCCCCCCCUCAGAAAACCAUCCAGCUGAAGAAGACGGAGGUGAGGAUGGGGAUGAGAACGGCAGCGUGUGUGCCAGUGUGGCCAGUGAAGCAGACCUGGAGUGGGAUCAGGUUGAGGGCCAGGCAUCCGUCACAGGCUCGGGGGCGGUCUCUCUGUGCUCUGAGAGUCAGCUGUCUGUGGUGGGACCAGAGGACGUGGUGUUCCUCGAGUCGAAUGUGUCUGAUGAAGCAUUGGAGCUGAAGCCGGUAGAGCUUGAUGGGGAGGAAGGUAGUCUGACCAGGCAGCUGGUGAGGAGGUUGACUUCGUCUGAUGUACUGCCUGAAGCCAGUGUGACGAGCUGGGCUGGAGAGGGUAGCAGGACUUUCCUGGAGAGCAGUCUGGAGGAGGCUAUCCAGUCCUUGCUCCUGCGACUGGAGAGCCUGGGUCAACGCUGUGUCGAGCUACAGGACUUGGAGCAGGAAGUCAUGAGACUCGAAGACCUGCUCAAGUGUCGGGUGCCGGCUCACAGGAGCCGUUCUUCAAGUCUCAGUUUGACGGUGGAGAGUGCUCUGGAGAGCUUCGACUUCCUCAACACAUCUGACUUUGACGACGACGACACGGGAGAUGAUGCUGGAACUCUCUCACGCUCGGUCUUCUUUGACAUGGAGUCUGAAAGAAUCGGAUCAGGUCAACAUCCGGAAGCGAGAGGCCACCUGAGUGAAGCCUUGACGGAAGACACCGGGGUGGGGAACAGUGUUGCCGGCAGCCCCCUGCCCCUCACCACAGGGAACGAAAACCUGGAUGUUGCCAUUGUUGUUCAUCUACAAUACUGCAAUCAUCUCAUUCAGCUUUUGACCUCAGGCGGAAGCCAGGGGAAGCAGAAGACAUACCUGCACAAACUAUCAACCCAAACACUGCUGCUGGAAGAGCUCAGUGAGAAGAACUUUGACGGACCGGGCAGCUUCACCGUGGGAUCUGAUGUGUUGCCUGAUUUGGGGGAGUGGCCGGCGCUGAUGUCUCUGUGGUCAGAGUGCAGUGGAGGUAUGUUUCAUACUACACUGGACCGAGUGUUAAAGCACAUGCAUCUGAGCUUUGCCUCACCGCUGCGAGACAUUCUGCCUCAUUCUGUGGACUCAGUGAUAAGGACUGUGGUGAGUGAGAUGGCGGACAGGAGCGAGCUAGCCUCGUCCUCGUGUCCUUCACCUUCAUCUCUUGCUCACGACGUCAUCACCGUAUUUCAGUUUCACAGCUAUGCCGUUGAACACAAUAUCACAGACAUGGAGCAACAUCUCCUGGAUUUAGCCAAAGAGAUUGCAUUCGCAGAGGCUCUGAGCGGUGGGGAUACAGAACGCGCCCUUACGCAACUACAGGAAGUGUCCGUCACCUCUCUCCAGCCCCGCGCUCAAGCGCUGUGGGCCGUUGCUGGGCUGCUGACCUCCGAUGACCCCGAACUGAGCAAGGCCGCUGGUGCCUUCCUCUCCACCGCUGCCUCACACAAACCCUUCAGGUCAAUGGCUGUGGAUUGUUACACACAAGGAUUGUCCGAAACAGGGUCACACAAACCAAAAGAUGCAUGUGCUGCUCUGAGCUGCUUACAGGCUGUGGAGAGCAUCGACGCCGUGGUGUCACUGUGUGACUCGACUGAUGAAGAACUUCAUCAGGUCGCCAUAGAAACCCUCCUCACUUUUGGUGAAGAGGGGCGACUGGCAUACGAGCAGUUGGACACAGUACCGAGGGAGAUGGUGCGUCUGGGUACUCGCCGCGGAAACGCUGUUACCACAACAUUUUAGAAAAACGGUUAUUACCCCUGCAUCCUUUAUAACGAACAUUACAUCGCUCACAGUCGUAAAAGUGAAAAAGGGCUUUAAUUCUGGCCCUUGAUGUCAAACACCUCUGAUUCCACCAGAUAUUUUCACGCGGAUUGUUUGUUUUACAGCCGUUACAGAAGAUAUUGUUGCUGUUUGAACAAUAAGUAUGUUUAAUUCUUGAGUUCUUUACAGAUCAUUUGUAUAUUAUGCAGGAGCAAAUCUUAAAUUGAAUAGUUUUGUUUCCUCCGUACAUGCCGUUCGUUUCAGGGAUUAUAAGGGACCAUUUCGAAGCUCUCCACACAUUCACAUUUUUGCCUAGACGAAGUGAUGCUUCUGAACCUCUUGGAAAGGAUUUCAAGUACUUCUGGACUGGUGAACGACCAGUGAGAACACAGGACCACUGAUUUGUGUGCUUGCUUUUCACUGGUCAUGUAGUUUCUUCGUAUAACUGUGGAGCAGGUGAAUGCACAUCUAGCAAGUAUUGUAUCAAUUGUAUUUAAUACACUACUAAUAAUGUGUACGUUAGGGCUGUCAAGAAGACCGAGCCCUUACGAAGUAUCUGAAAAUGCACUUUCUAUGCUACAGUGAGAGAGGAGAUGAUGCAUUACUGUGAAUUUUGGAUGAGGAUCGAAGUAUAGUGCUCUGCAAUCCAACUCGCUUCUGUGCCUAUUGUUACUGUACUACUGAGUCAUGUGACUGUGUUGAGUAAUAUCAUUUAUUUUAUUUAUUUUUUUAAGUUGUCUUCAAUUUAAACAAAUAUUUUAAACAGUGCUGAUAUUUUCAAUGUUCUCUUUAUAAUACUGAGAACAGAUUGUAUUAAAGACUAAGCAAGUUUAUGAUUUGUUCUUUGUGCAUUUACAAUUGGCUAUUAUUGAGGGGCUAGUCUUCAUAAAAGAUUAACGCAGAGUGCAAGUAAUGCUUUUUUACAUAUAGAAAGAUGUUUUAUUGCUCAGAAUCGUUUAAGUCUACAUGUGAACGUUAUACAGUAUUUGUUUUCUCCGUAUGCUUCUUAAAUAAGAAAACGCUCUUUGCUUGUCAUGCUCCGCUGCUUACACACCCCAGUGUUUCAAAAGCUCUCAAAUGUGAACUUCUGUUUGUAUGACAGUGAUUAACACAUGAUUUUGCAGACGCCCAUUUUCACAACAACCAUUUUUCUAUUAACAAUAGUUGCAAUUUGGGCUUGAAUCCGUUUAUCAAGAGCACAUUUACAGGAAUGUACAUCAAAGUUACUGUACGCCUCGAAAGCACAACUGAAAUAUUUCGGCGAGUUGUUACCUGACAUGUUAAACAUGUUACGUGGCAUCAACUGCACACUGUCCUGAAGCCAUAAUGAUACAAAGUCAAUAUAUUUAAGGCUGUUUUGUUGUUUAUAUUUAUCAGAGUUAUCUAUAACAGAUAUUCAAGUUUUCUUUUAAUAAGUCACUGACAAUGUUACCCCUUUGUGUGUCCGUUUAAAAACCACUGUUACAGUAUUUGGACCCUGAACAUUGGUGGUCCCGCAAGUCUUUUUCUUUCUUUGCACAGAGAUUUAAUAAAAAGGUUCAGUUAAGAUGUUUAUUCACGUUAGAAAGAAGCUCAGUGAAAUCUAACUUUUUCUGCCCUUGUAAACCUCAGUAAAUUGUAAAUUAACGUCUUGAUAGGAAAAGUAUUGUUAUGGUUUUGUGAGCGGGUUGAAGGCUUAAGGACAGCGCUUGUAGUGAAUGAAUGCAGUUUCAAUACUUCACUUGUCAUAAUGACUUUGCUAAUGUUCCCUAAUGUUUGUGUAUUUUUUUACUGUAUUUCUUCGGUCUGUUAAAAGUGGCAAUAAAAUUUUAUUUUUGCAUAAU